GUACCCUGGUCGCUCGUCCCCACAGCGUGUGCGGACGCUUGAGGCCUUAAUUUGAACGUCCAUCUCACACUGCGGCGGUUCCUGGGUUUCUCAACGUCUUUGCUUCCCUCCAACGCUCGCUCCCAAUUAGAUAUGCGUCUUGCCUCCUGCCAAACGCUCCUCCAACGUCCAGCGAGUUUUCCUGCUCAUUGGCUGCCGCUAUGUCAAGACCACAGAUUGGAAUCGACCGCCUUCCAACCCGGCGUGUCACGAACGAGCCACGAGAAUCGAUGAACUGCAAAAGCUGCCGGAAACGAAAGAUCAAAUGCAAUCGUACCCGCCCAACGUGCGAGGCGUGCCAGGUAUUUGCCUGCCCGUGUAUCUAUGACGCUGUUCCCAAGAAGAGAGGGCCGAAGACCGAUGUGCUCGAGGCCUUGUUGAAGCGUGUCGAUGGCCUUGAGAAGCGCCUACACUCCGAGGGCAAGAGCGACUCUCUCCCCGACGCAGACCUCUCUUCAGCAAGCCAGGACACGGGCAGCGACACCAACAAGUCUGCUAACGAUGUCUCCAUGGCUCCCGCCCGACCUUUGAUCGAGAUAGCCCCGAAUCCGACGGUUUCGGCGAAUCAAUUGAUGUCGCCAAUCGAGCCAAGCCUGCAAUCACCAAACAUCAUACCGGACCUGCUACUGGACACCUACUUUGCGAGAAUUCAUGGCAAGCCGUAUUAUAUUUUGGAUGAAACCACCACAAGGCAGCGGAUGCAGACCAAUCAGCUGCCAGGAUACUUAGCCUACGCCAUCUACGCAGUGAGUGCGAGAUAUGCACCCCAUUUCGGCGGAUACAAUGCCGCCGUGCGUGUUGGCCAAGAAUAUGCAAGGCGUUCUCGGAUGGAGCUUGAUAUUGACGAGCCCUCUAUUGAAUCCCUGCAGGCUCUCCUCCUACUUUCCCAAGCGAGCUACCAAACGGGCAAGGGCAAGAAAACGUUCAUGCUGCUAACUUCCGCGAUCAGCAUGGUCUUUGCUCUCGAUCUCCAUCGCGAGCUUCCCAUGGCCUUGAAGGUGACCCCAAUGGAAAGAGAAGGACGACGAAGGCUGUUUUGGUCCUGCUAUCUUAUGGAUCGUUUCGCGGCCACUGGUUCGAAAAGGCCAUCAUUAAUCACGGAUGAAUCCAUUGUGCUUCGCUUACCUUCCUGGCAGCUACAUCCAGGUGCAAUGCUCCUCGAAGGCGAUUAUUUUCAAAAUGGUUCCAAUCUCCAAUACAUGGCAGGAUCGGGUAAAGCAGGCCAGGGCAGCAUGGGUAUGCUGAUCGGCAUCGCCAAGAUCCUGGGUAUAACAAACAGGUACCUCGCAGCCGGUGGGGUCAAGGGUGACUCCCAUUUUCCUUGGCACUCCCUCUCCAAUCUAUCCAAGAUCCGACAGGAACUCGACAUCUGGGCCUCGGAGACUCAGGAUACCUUCACCUCAAUAGAGGCUCUGUUCGGCCAGCCUGACAGCACGAUAUUGGUUUUGAGCAAGCUGGUAUAUCAUCUCAUACAUUGCCUCAUAUAUCGGCCAUUUUUACCGGUUGAUUUGGCCGAGCUGUCGGGAACAUCUCAGCACCAAUCCUGGCAAAUCGAGGCAACAAAUCUAUGUUUCCUCCAUGCGAAUGCGAUUGCGGAAUUGGUCGAAAUUGGCAGAGCAUCCUCCAUUAUUGACUGGCCCCCUUUUGUAGGGUACUGCGUUUGUACUGCCGGAACGAUACAUGUCCACGGCGCUCACUAUCGAGGACGCGAAGGUGACGUGUUUUCUGCGAGCCCGGAGUUCCUCUCCCGGGAAAUGCACCAGCUUUCCGAAUUGCGAUUCAUUUGGGCCAGUGUUCAGCAUCAACGCGAAACACUGCAAACCAUUUACGGAUGCCAUACGGAGUUGGUCAAGUCUCUCGCGACCAACCCAAUGCGUUUCUCUCCUGUCUUCCAAUUGGAAGACUUCUUUGAUCGAUAUCCAGGACAGAUCUUUGAUGGGGCUCAUGUAACAUUCCAGGACGUGCAGGUGGAAGCUGUCCAUGAGAGUCUGGCUACCUACAAUAUUGAGCAGCGCAACAAUAUGUACAUGAACCCCAGUAUGGUAGGAAUGAGCAGCUAUCAGGCACGCCCCAUCCAGACCACUCACCCCUAUGCGAAUGGCCAUCCAAACAAGAAACGAAGAUCCACAGCCUCGAGCGCACCAAAACCUCCAGCACCACUACCCACCCCUACUUCCGCAACCGCACCCAUUCACAGCAUCACUGAGAAGCCCCCGAACGAAGCAUCAUCCACGGCUACAACUGAGACGAAGCAGCACGACCUAAAUGUCCCACCAACCUCCCUUCCCCCUUUCACACCACCUCCCGCCCCGAGCAACUCUACGUUGCCAUUCUCUCCGAAUUUCUCCUUCUCUCCUCUCCCUCAAAUCCCUGGCCUGGAUCACGAGCCCACACGAGCAACCGGGAACCCGAAUCAAAACGCAAAUGCACACCAUGACUCAUCAGGCCCAUUCGAUCCAAUGCUAAGCAUGCCAACACCUUAUGAUCAACAACCAACCCCUGGCGCAGCCAGUACAUCGGGCACUUCCGUUCACACCGACCCGGAUAAAGAUCCAUUUCUGAGUUUGUUGGAGCAACUGGCAGAGAACGAGGUGUCAAGAGGUGGACCGAGUGAGCUAGACUUCUUCUUGAGUGGGCCAAGCGGCUGAAUGUAUUCUAGAAGAACUUAAAAAUAGCUUGCACUUGCACUCUUUCGGCGCGAAUGAGGUAUGCACAGCCUUGUCGAGGCCUGCCACGGCGCAAAGAAAUUAAUGAUCUUCAAAAAGGCGAGGCGCUGGAAUCUAGGAAUGGAACAAAGCCAGGACAUAGAAAACUACCUGGACUCGGGCGAUAGGAACGGGAAUCUCGUAAACGGCCUGGGGCGGAUAUCGUAGCAUUUUUUGGAAGGUAUGACAUGGCAUAUGGAACCUAUCUAGGGUAGUUAGGUGGUUGGGAGCAAUUAUUGGGUGGAAGGGC
This is a messenger RNA of Lindgomyces ingoldianus, 2994 nucleotides long. RefSeq lists its product as uncharacterized. The transcript is spliced from 7 exons. Bases 201 to 2687 code for a protein of 828 amino acids. Gene Ontology annotation, biological process: DNA-templated transcription; regulation of DNA-templated transcription. Gene Ontology annotation, cellular component: nucleus. Lineage: Eukaryota; Fungi; Ascomycota; Dothideomycetes; Pleosporales; Lindgomycetaceae. Gene Ontology annotation, molecular function: DNA-binding transcription factor activity, RNA polymerase II-specific; DNA binding; zinc ion binding. The record is from RefSeq and is a predicted model, not a curated record.